Molecule: messenger RNA, 3827 nt
Organism: Hemicordylus capensis (graceful crag lizard)
Lineage: Eukaryota; Metazoa; Chordata; Lepidosauria; Squamata; Cordylidae
Product: probable hydrolase PNKD
Exons: 9
Coding region: 1-1083 (360 amino acids)
Cellular component (GO): mitochondrion
Molecular function (GO): hydroxyacylglutathione hydrolase activity
Source: RefSeq, a predicted model, not a curated record
AUGGCUUGGCUGGGCUGGCUACUGCGGAUCCGGGCAGCGGUUGCAGCUCUUGCCGGUUCGUGUGGCUGGGGCCUGGGCAUCGUCUUUAACGGGUGCCGAGUUGGCCGCCGCUUUCAUCAAAUGCUCAUGGCCUUGGCCGGCCCCCUACUGUUCCGCAUCGGGUAUAAUCUCUAUGCCCGAACCCGGCUGGGCUACCUGUUCUACAAGCGUCAGGUAAAGAAAGCACGGGAGCGUUAUCCCCAGGGGCACUCCGUCCCCCAGCCUCUGGUGUUCAGUGGAGUGAAGAUUCUGCCUAUUCCUGUCCUGUCCAAUAACUAUAGCUACCUUAUUAUUGACACUGGCUCAAACUGUGCUGCGGCUGUGGACCCUUCUGACCCUUUGGCUGUACAGUCAGUCAUUGAGGAAGAGGGAGUGACGCUGGAGGCCAUCCUGUGCACUCACAAACAUUGGGAUCACAGUGGGGGGAAUGCAGCACUGCGGCGGCGGCAUGGCUCCUGCAGGGUCUAUGGCAGCAGCUCCGAUGACAUCCCUGAACUGACAGACCCGCUCUCGGACAAGGAGACAAUCAUGGUAGGCCGCUUGAACUUCAAGGCCCUCUUCACUCCAGGACACACUGUGGGGCACAUGGUCUACAUGCUGGAUGGGAAACCUUUUGAAGGGCCAGCCUCUCUCUUCUCGGGAGACCUCCUGUUUCUCUCCGGCUGUGGUCGGAUAUUUGAAGGGACGCCAGAAACAAUGCUGGCAUCACUCGACACAGCAGCUGACCUUGCUGAAGAUACGCUGCUUUGGCCAGGUCAUGAGUAUGCCUUGGAAUGUCUAAUGUUUGCUAGUCUUCUGCAGCAGGAAAACCCUUUCCUGGAGCAGAAAUUACAGUGGGUGAAUCAACAGCGGGUGGAAAAGAGAAGCACGUGUCCCUCCACUAUUGGCGAGGAGAAACAGUAUAAUCCUUUCCUGCGGACUCACUGCCAGGAGGUACAAGAAGCUGUGGGUCUACAGCGCCAAGGGGAUGAGGACUGGGACAUCUUCAGGGCCCGGGUAUUGAAGGAAGUGCGGAAGCGAAAGGAUGUCUACAAAGCAAACUAGCAGUUGGGGUAGUACCAGGCUGGAGCAAGGUGUACCCACAUGCAGGGGCUGAGCGUAGCCUCUGUGAGGAGCCCAGUCAUGAAAUGGGCUCUAUCCUACUUACGAGAGAUCUCCUUGGAUGCUGCUCUCUCUCACAACAUGAAGUAAAAGGCAACUUUGAGGUUGAAGCUCUUUUCCUGAGCUCCCCCAGAAGUUCUGGCUGCCAGUGCUGCUUACCCAUCUCACAUGAAGAAUAGGGCCUGAGACCUUCAGUCGAAAAAGAGUGUCGUGGUGGAGUCUCAUGGAGGAUGGAAUGGAUUUUUGAGAGACACAGUAUUAUUUGGUGGCUUAGUGUCCCCUGUUUAUGUACAACAACCCCCCCACACACACACACACACUGCUCUGAGAGAGCACAGGGCAAAGCUUGAAAGACAUACCGAGCUCUGUGACUUCUUUUUCAAAAUGUGUAUGUUCGAGUAUGUCUGCCUAUUGUUAUCUCGGGGAUCUCCUGGGUCUUGCUAUAAGCACAGUUCCAAUGUUUCCCCCCACCCCUUUCAUCUGGAGAGACAGGUGGACACACAAGGCCCUGUUUGGUUUUCCAAUCCUGUCUCAGAUUAGAAGGAACUUCCAUCUGCCUUCUCCUAAGACUUGCUCUUGGGCAGCUCUUGUUCUUCAUCUUCAGCUUGCUCUUCCUCUUUUGACUUGGAUUUUUAAAAAAUUAUCUCUGCAGUCAAGCAGAUCAGCAUAUUCCUAGCCACAAGUCUGAACAUGGGUCACAUACCUGAGCGAAGCUUGUGAAACAUAGAGCACUCUUCCAACUGCCUCUCAAAGCACAAACUGUCCUAGGAGAAUAAUAAAUUCAGAGCAGAAGAAUAGAGCCAGGUAGAUAUUCCUCCUAGCAGACCCAAUGCAGGCCCUUCAGUAAGGAUAUAUGGCUUACUUCCACUUGGAAAUGGUAGAUGAACAUUCACAUUCUCUGAAACGUGAUCUCAACAGUGUGGCCAUGUGGAUGCCAUUGGUAGGUGUGUAAGUUUGGUUCGAGCUACUCUUCCUAGUGUAUGAAUAGCAGAACACAGGUUUGGUUUUGGUUUUUUAAUCAAGGUGGUCUGAAAAAGUGUUAACUUUGUAGCCAACUUUGUAGUAAAGUAGUAAACAACACUAUAAAGCUUUUUCUACAUUUUUUGACAUUUUAAAUUUGUGUCCAUCCUGGAUGCUACAAAUAUUUGACUGUAUUUUGGAAAGACUUAAAACACAUUUUUGUUAUUGUUUGUUCCUGUAACAUUUUGAUGAGCUGCUAUUUUGAUUUGCACCUUCAGUUCUACAGAGAUACUUUGUGGUGUCAGAAAAACAAAAGUUUCAAGAAUUAAGGGUUAUAAUGAUGCAUAUUGUUGGUUUAACCUAAAAUGCAUUAAUGCUUUAACCUCAAAAAGUUAAUAACAACUUUAAAAGCAAUCCUGUUUGUGCUGUGAAAUGGGUACCUACACAGGCUUCACUCAGCAGGAAAGAGUAUAAAGUGGAAAGAGCUGCAUUAAGCCAACCCAAGAGCUUGAUGCUGGUGGGAGAAAGCUCAAGCCACAGAUCAAGCAUGGCAAUAGAAGGUGUGAAAGCAUGGUGUCUCCAGUGUCUCAUUUUGAAUGAAAAAAUGUAUCAGAUCUAGAGGCUCCAAGCAAGACCUGUCCAGUAGAACCCUAGAAGAAUGCCCAUCCAAGCAGAGGAACUGGAAAACAAAUAAGCACAGAUGACUCGGUCUGAAUACAAUUGAGGCUACUUUCUCUGGAUUAGAGUACAGUCUGAGUGACAUGGUCUGCAGUCAACACUUGUGUAUGAUACUCAGAAGUAAGCCCCACUGAGCCGAGAAACAUAUGCAACCUAAAUUUUGUUCCUAUAACUGACUUUUGAAGGAGAACAUGCUGAUGAGUAGCACAAGGCAUUGGUGAUGCCAGAAUCAUUUUUGCUAGAGAAGGGGAAACUGAAUAAUGUAGACCAGGUUUUUGUUUUUUCCUAAAGGUUUUUUUGCUGCUUUUACGAGCAUGGUUUUAUAAACCGGCUCUCUCUACCCCUUUGCAUGAGGAGAGGUAGCAUGAGAGUUUUGCUCUGUUAGUAGCUUUUCUGUUCUGUCAAUGAUGUUCAUGACCAAGGUCACUCUUCUCAGGCCUUUGGAUGCAUGCAUCCAAGGCCUCUGUUACCUUGCUUACAGCAGGGAAGCCUAUUUGAGUGAUGAUUGUUUUCAUGCUAAAUUCGCUGAAGAUUUACAGAGAUUUGUAGCAGAUGUGGAGCAGAGUCUGGCUUAUAAGAAGGCAACAGGUGGCUGUCAAUCUCCUAGGAUUUAAAAUUGCUCUUUUUCUGAGCCUCUCUGUUUAGGAUCACAGUGUCUGGUGGACGGAGUUCAGCAGCUACACAUAGGGAAAGCAAACACUCCUCACCCAGCCUUUUGUAUACAACCUUGCACAAGUCUAUAGGCUUUUCCAUUCAAAAUAGUGCCUGCUCCCUGAAUUGUAGGUCUAGUGAGUCUUGGGCUAAUACACUACCAGCAAGGCACUUCCACAGACUAGGACUGAUGAUUCCUUGUCUGUGUUCUCUUGUUUUUAGAAUCAGUUUGUUGUGAACAAAUUACAUACUUGAGCCAGGUUGAUGGGCGUGGUUAGUCAUGGAGUAUGACAUUGUAUCCUGAUGUGAUACAGUGUCUAGCUUAUGGGUUAGGGCUCAAUACUUUUGUAGAACAUGCUGUGGAUUUUAAACUCCCAAUAAAUUGAUCUUGGACUUUU